Phytophthora infestans T30-4 is the source of this 963-nucleotide messenger RNA. RefSeq names its product Voltage-gated Ion Channel (VIC) Superfamily. The record is from RefSeq and is a predicted model, not a curated record. Bases 1 to 963 code for a protein of 320 amino acids. Gene Ontology annotation, molecular function: protein-containing complex binding. Lineage: Eukaryota; Oomycota; Peronosporomycetes; Peronosporales; Peronosporaceae. The transcript is spliced from 3 exons.
AUGGCUUCACUCUACUGGUCAUUUGGACUCAUGUCAGCGUCAAGCGAGCCCGAGUUCCCGAAAACCACAGCGCAGUGUAUCUUCAGUGCUAUAACCAUGACGACGGGCUUCUUUCUCUUCGCCUACGUGAUCGGUAAAUUCACAGAUAUCAUCGAGCUCACGACCUCGGAAACCAGGGAAUUCAACGCCAAGAUGGGGGCUGUUCGGCAGAUGCUCAACCAUUUCCAACUCCCUGACGCUCUUCAAGAACGGCUGAAAACUUUCGUCCUGUUCAAACGUUUCCAUACAAUCACGCAGGAACACCUUCUUGUUCAUUGCCUGCCACCGUCGUUACUUACGGACAUCCGUCUUGUUCAUCUGAAGCGUAUGAUUGAGCGAGUGGAAUUUCUAAGUGGCAUGGAGGGAUCUGUCACUCGAAUGCUGGUCUCUCAAUUCACACAAGUGCUAGUGUCUCGUGGAGAAUUCGUCUGUACACUGGGAUCCAAGAGCAGCGAUAUGUAUUUUGUUUUCACGGGAGUCUUAGACGUCCUGCUACCUCUGCACGCGAUUGCCACAGCCACAAAAACAGAUAAAGUGAACGAGAUCUCGGCUGGCAGCUACUUUGGAGAAAACGGACUCUUCACCAAUGGCAGACGUGAUGACUAUAUUCAAGCCCAGACGUCUUGUAUUCUGUAUAAACUCUCUCGCGAAUCGUUGGAGCUCGUGUUUGAUCGAUACCCGGAGUGGAAGGACAAAGUCACGAGAAUUGUGAAUAUCCAUCGCGAACAAAACAGACUUUUGCAGCUUUCUCGAGAGGAGCAGCGUCGAGGAACGGAUGCCACUACUGGUUUAAUGUUAUCUCGGGCAGACAUUAUGAACGAGCGAGCCGACCGCAUCAAGGACGAACUUCAGCACUGCAGAGCAGUUUCCAUCUGUCGUGGCUUCGGUUCAUGGUGGUUUGCAUCGUGUACGUCUCCAUUUUGA